CAACUCUAAAUAAGUAAACAUGGCUCUCAGAGACAUUGAUCAAAAUGCUGCGAAUCCACAUAAAAAAAUGAAGCUCGACGCCGGUCUAGAAAUGGUGAAGAAACUUAAUGGACAGUUGCUGAAUUUAAGAACAGAGACCACUGAGCUUAGACAGCAGUGUAUCGCAGGUGAGCAUUUACUGACACCAGAACAAAGAACAACAUUGCUGGCAUGUAACUCACCCCUACCUGAGGAUUGUCAAAGUGGCAAUGAACUUGAUGAAAGUAUCAUCUUUAUAGAGUCAGACUCUGGUCAAGACAUGGUACCUACGAGUGCAGUAAAUAGCCAGAAAGUCGUAUUAGAUGAAGACUUAGAAAUCAUGUAUACAAGACAACCAGAGACCAUCUCAUAUCCACAUCCCAGGGCUGAUUGUGCACUGCAUUUAUUUACGCGAAGUCAUGAUAUAUUGCUUGGUCCUGUUGAAAAGAAUGCUCUGUGCUGUGAUAAUUGUUAUUGCUAUGUAUGUGAUGUACCAGCAAAGCAGUGUAAUGAAUGGAGUUCCACAGCAGUUGCUCACUGUAAUGCACAUCGCAAAGCUGAGGCAUGGAGAAAUAAGCGCAAUUCUAAAAAAAGUGGAUUGUUAUUAAAAUUAACAUUGGAAGAAACUACACAAGAGAUUCGUGAUGCAGCCGCCAGAGCUCAGGAAUUGUCCAAUGAAAUUUCCAAAAAAUAUGAUGUAUAUAGAGAAGGACAACAAAGUCAAGCACCUAGACAGUGUCUCUGCAGAUCUUAUGAAAGACAGCGGUUGGAUACUGGUGAAAACUGUUUUAACUGUCAACAAGAAGCAUGUAAUCAGAAAAAAGUACACGAUUUUAGUCCAGUAAUGUAUACAAUAUGCACAGCUAUUCAAGAAGCUGAAAGAGAGUUUAGUAAUGGAAAGUCUACUCGGGCCUUAGUUUUAUUAGAUGACCUUGUCAACUGUAUUUGUAAUGAGAGGCCACCGGGACGGAGCCAAGCUGACUAUGAUGAACCUGCUGAAUAUGGAGGUUAUGAUGUCUCUGCUUACACUGGUAGGAAAAAUCUAAUGAAAUCGAUUGAUAGCUUAUUAGUAGAUCUAUUCAUGCAAGAUUCUGUUUCUGUAUGCAUACGAAGAAAAGUGAUAGACAAUAUGAAGCAUAAUUUAAUUCUUAGUAAAGGUGGAUUGAAAUGGCAAGAUUAUAUUUCUUUGUCAAUGAGGCACUGGGACAAUGUAUUGUUAUCACCAGUCUUGCAUGGACAGAAUAUCACAGGGAAGCGUGGAGGAGAUGUACUCAAGGAACCUUUAGACAUAGUAAAUAAAAGAAUAGCUAUUUUAGAACGACAGAAAAAAUGGCAGCAGAUUGUAAGAUACAUUAAAGUGGUUGUAGUUCUCACUCCUAAUACGUUUGGAGCUACACGUAAUGUAAUGCAAGAAAGGUUGCUGCGCAGCAAGAUUCCGUUGUAUUUGGCAUACCAGGGUAAAUUCUCAGAAGCGUGUGGCAAACUUGUACAUGAAACCAUGGGAGAAAAAAACUACAAUGCUCAUAUGAACUCUAAUGCUCUCCUAAGUAGAAUUGAACCGUCAGUAUUCCUGGGGUUGUUAAAAUUAUUCAGUGGAGAACCAACACAUCUCAUGCAAAGUGGCUGUAGUUUUACACCUUUGGAUGAUGACACUUUAUUUAGACUGUGUCUUAGAGCCUAUGUUAUCAACAAAGGUAUUGGACUAGAUGAGAACAUUUUGAAAUGGAUAAUAAAUAGAUUUAUGGCUGAUGUUGUGCUUGAACCGUCAGAUACUGCAUAUGCCGUUCUUUAUUCUGCAUCAUGGCAAAUGGUAGCAGAUGCUCAGAGAGGUAUUGGCAUUGCAAGGAUUAAUGCAAACCUUAUUGGUGUAAGAUUAUUGGCCAUGAAUGAUGUAUUAAGUUCUGUCAUUUCCAAGAACAAUAUAACUGAUUGUAACCGUAUAUUGGAGAUUUAUAAAACUGUUUUUAAGAAUAAUCAUUGGGUGCUGAAAGACUUCCUAAAUCAGAAGAGUUUAGAAGCUGUAGGUGUUAGUCCUGUACUCCUGAAUUUGUUGAUGUCAAAUCACAUUCCAUCAUAUGGUUUGGAUGGACUGGGAGAUAAACUUCUACAGAGAUUAUUUGACAAGUUAUACAUUUCACAGAGUUGUGAUAUUCUGGAGGCUGUUCUCAAGCACUCACGAGAUAAAGCAGCUACAUCAGAUCGUAAUGACUACCUAUAUGUACUAGAAAAUACACAGAAAAUAUUGUUCAAGUAUGGUACUCAAAUAAUAGCAAAAAAAGUAUCCUGUGCAUAUUCAACUGAAUCUGGAGACUUCUUGACACCACAGUCUGUCACCAGAUUACUAAAACUGAUUGCUCCACUCCAGCAUAUGUGUUCGAAUAUUCAACGUUAUAACUUGACAGUAUUUGCAUUAAACCGAUUUGAAACUCAGCCGAGUGUGGACAGUUUGGUUGAUUUACAAAUCGUUUCUGGUUAUUCAUGGCCCACAUACAAAGCAAAAUGCCUUAAAUUUAUGGAGCUCCCAUGGAAUUUCAAAUUUGGAUUUGAUAAGACCUGUAUGGUGGAUGUGCUCUUCAUGUUGGAUGGUCACCGUCAAGCUGUCAAAUAUCUUUCAGAAGACUCUACUUGCAGGGAAGCAUGUGGAGCUUUGACAGUCAAAUCUAAUAUGCCUUUCAGUAGACUGCCUGCUCCACUAAUUAAAAAUCUGCUAGAUUAA
Molecule: messenger RNA, 2734 nt
Organism: Saccoglossus kowalevskii
Lineage: Eukaryota; Metazoa; Hemichordata; Enteropneusta; Harrimaniidae
Source: RefSeq, a predicted model, not a curated record